AUGCAAGUAGAAUUCUCGUGCAGUCUGGAAAUAUUAGAAUUAAAUAUUCUAUUUAUAUUUGAUAAUGCAAAAGAUGCCGAUAAUAUUAGUGAAUUGAUAAUAAAUUUACCAAACAAUGUUCGAACAAUCAUAACAAUUAAAAAUAAUAAUUUGAAAGAUAAUUUCAAGUUUGGCAACGAAUCAAAUUUGGAAAUGAAACCAUUAACUAGAAGUGAAUGCAUUGAAUAUAUACAAAACGUUGAUAAAAAGAGAAAGUUUAAUCAAUUUCAAGCAGAAAAACUAAUUGAUCUGAUAAAAACAAAUGAAAAAGAAGUGUAUUCAUUUAAAUUAUCAAAACAUUGCAUUUAUUUAGAUGAAAAUUUUAUAAGCAUAGAUAUACUCAAAGAAAUAUUAACAGAAGAAAAAAGUAAUAAUGAAAUUGAUAUCGAUAAAGAAAAACAAGCGCUAGAAGAUCUUUCAUUGAAAACGAAGCUAUUAGAAAAGUUGGUUAAAGCCGUCGAUAAUAAAAUGUCAGAAAUUCAUGAUAUGCCUAACGGUGAUUGGACUAAAGCAGAAAUAUACUAUAGACAUGCAUAUAAGUUGAUAAAUAUGAACCUACCACAAGAAAUUCAAGACAACGAAAAUUUAGCCACUUUGUAUUUAAAAAUAGCAAAAUACGAUGAAAACAUAAUCUACAAUUUUGACAAUUUAAUAAAAUAUUAUGAAAAUAAUUCGAAAAUAAUAAAAACAUUAUAUGACGGUAGCCAUCCAGAUGUCGCAAGAUCAUUGAAUAAUGUUGGAUCGACUUACCAUAAAUUAGGAGAUGCACAAAAAGGAUUACAAUAUAGAGUAGAAGCAUUAGAAAUGUUUCGAGAUUUAUAUAAAGGAAGUCAUUGA
Messenger RNA from Didymodactylos carnosus, 876 nucleotides. NCBI's taxonomy places the organism in Eukaryota, Metazoa, Rotifera, Eurotatoria, Philodinida, Philodinidae. The record is from the annotation of a GenBank genome assembly.